Molecule: messenger RNA, 1880 nt
Organism: Bombyx mandarina (wild silkworm)
Lineage: Eukaryota; Metazoa; Arthropoda; Insecta; Lepidoptera; Bombycidae
Gene: Pex5
Product: peroxisomal biogenesis factor 5
Biological process (GO): protein import into peroxisome matrix, docking
Cellular component (GO): cytosol; peroxisomal membrane
Molecular function (GO): protein binding
Source: RefSeq, a predicted model, not a curated record
UAAAGAUAGCAAAAACCUAUGUUGAUAUUUACUAAUAGUUAGCAUUGAUCGAGCAUUGACCUUUGUACGAAUACUACGUACGUGUGACAAGUCAUUCAUUGUAAAUAAAUAAUCAGGUAUAUAAAAAAUGUCUUUAAACAAACUUGUUGGUGGUGAUUGUGGUGGAAACAAUGCACUUGUACAAUUUUCCAACAUAGUGCGUCGAGAUACAGGCAGUUUGCAGCACCGAUCGGAGUCCGAUAGAUAUGUUCAAGAGUUUUUAUCGCAAAAUCAAAAUAUACCUCAGUCUUUUAACAUGAAUGCAUUACUUGGCAAUUUACCUCAACACAACACAACAGUCACUAAUUGUAUACAAAGUCCGUCAACUUCUUUACAAUCAAAUUUGAAUUGUAUAGCUAGACCUUCUACAUCUUAUAUGCCAGUACCUUCCAUGCCAAGAACUAUACCUUUUAUGAUGCAUCAAACUAGAAUUGGCCACUCUCAAUCUCUUUCAAUGGUUCCAAAAACUUUAGUGCAAAAUUAUGGAGCAAUGACAACUUCUGACAAUGAUGUGCAAAAAAAGGCAACCGAGUAUGUCAAAAGCAAUCAGAAUGAUGAUGAACUUGGUUACAAUCAAUUUAUGUCAUUUAUGAAAAGAAUUAGUUCUGGUGAAAUGAAAUUUGGUGAAGAUAUUGAUAGAAACCAGGCAAAACUGUCUAAAGAUGAAAUUAUUGAUGAAAUGGCAGAAAAAUAUAAAGAUGAAUGGGAUAAACUCAGUGAUGUCACUGAUUAUUGGAAUUCAGAGGUUGCCCAUGGUAUUCCUAAUGAAUAUAAUUUCACUGAGGGAAAUGUCAUGUUAGAAAAUAAAAGUGCAUUGGAAAUUGGAAAAGAAAAAUUGAAAUUAGGAGAUAUUCCAGGAGCUGUUCUUUGUUUUGAAGCAGCUUGUCAACAACAACCAGCCUCUGCAGAAGCUUGGUUUCUACUUGGAACAACUCAAGCUGAGAAUGAACAAGAUCCAUUGGCAAUAACUGCUCUUAAGAAAUCACUAGAAAUUGAUCCAAGACAGCUAGAAGCAUAUAUAACACUUGCAGCAGCUUAUACCAACGAAAAUAUGCCUAAAUAUGCCUUUGUUUCAUUAUUGGAUUGGUUAAAAGCAAGUCCUAAAUACAGUGAUCUGUUCCCUCAUGAUAUUGAUCCAAAGAAGUUAGACUUAAAAGAAUUAGAAGCUCAUGUUGUAUCUUUGUAUCUAAAAGUAGCACAGUUGAAUCCUAACCAAAUUGAUGCUGAUGUACAAAAUGCCUUAGGUGUUGUUUUUAACAUAAAACAAGAAUAUGACAAAGCAGUUGACUGUUUUAAAACUGCAUUAAUGGUAGCAAGUGAUAAUGCCAAGUUAUGGAACAGGCUUGGAGCCACAUUGGCUAACAGUGACCGCUCUGAAGAAGCAGUUGAGGCUUAUCAUGAAGCAUUGAAUUUAGAACCAGGAUUUAUCAGAGCAAGGUAUAAUGUUGGAAUCACUUGUAUGAAUUUAGGAGCACACAGGCAAGCAGCUGAACAUUUCUUAGUGGCAUUGAAUCAACAGUUCAAAGCCAAAACUUUGUAUCCAAAUGCACUAAAUACUGAUACAAGUUCAUCAACAAUCUGGACAACAUUACGAAUGGUUUGCUCAUUUAUGGGCGAACAUGAAGCUGCAAAAUUAGUGGAUGACAAGAAUCUUAAUGCAUUAAAUAAUUUCUUCAGUAUAGAAUAAAAUUUAUCUACAAGCCAUUAAUUACCCAUUAUAUUUUUAUUCCAUCAAGAAUCCACUCGUUGGUAUUUGGACCCAUCAAAGUUGAAUGCACAACAUGGCAAUAGGAAAAAGUUGCAUUUGUAAGAACUCUUAGCUGCUAUGACAGGAAUCCAAG